Molecule: messenger RNA, 1986 nt
Organism: Epithele typhae
Lineage: Eukaryota; Fungi; Basidiomycota; Agaricomycetes; Polyporales; Epitheliaceae
Exons: 10
Coding region: 1-1986 (661 amino acids)
Source: RefSeq, a predicted model, not a curated record
AUGGACUUGCCUGAUCCUCCCAGUCACACCUCAUCCUCUCCCACCGACAUACUCUUUGAUGCCCUCGUUAACCUCGCUGCUCGCUGCACGUAUGAGCUCGAGCAGUUUCGAUCUCUUGGCGAACACCGCAACCUCAGUCCAAGCGAUCUGGAGAGCUCCAAGGUCCACAUCUCGAAGGAGUUCGACACUCUUCUUGGCGCAUACAGAGAAACCUACGGUGUCCUGCAAUCCCCAUCGCCAGGCCCAUCCUCUGCAACGCACACUCCUCCACCUCCACCUCGCAUCCAGUCCUCAAACCGGAGUUCAUCCGUAUCACCGGGGCAGGACCCUGGGUUACGUACGUUCGUACGUGACCCUCCCGAGCCCUCCGAGUCCAUCAAUUGGCCAUCAUCCGACAUGCCACCCAUCUUCGACUCUGGCGACGAACCUCUCUCCCCAGACAAGCAAUGCGAUACCAUAUCUCUUGCCCUUCGGAGCGACGUCUUGACUCUUCGCGGUGACAUACUAGCCACGGUCCGCCACGAAUUUGCCAUGCUCCGAAGUGAGCUCCGGCUCGGCCGUAUCCUGUCUCCCUCAACCAGCGAUCAAGUCCGAGGUACGGAGGCCCUACCAGGCCCUGGCAACACGGCCGACGGAGUGAGGGAAACCAGCAUGGGACUGAAGCGAGUGCGGGAGACCGAGUUAUCACUGUUCAGCGGUCUACAAACUCGCCCUCAAAACAAAACCCGGAGCAUCGUGAAGGAGCUCGGUCUUGGCUCGUGGGCCCAACCCGCCAAGCGGAAUGGCACGGCUGAUGCGAAGCGCGCAAAGGCAGAUGCCAAAGCAGCAAAUGAGGCCAAGUUCGCUCAUGGUCUCGACCAGCUCGCUCUGAGCCUCGACAAGGUGGCACAACGCGAGAAGAGUACGUCGGACACAUUUGACAUCGCUCCACCUCUCGACCCUGCGGACAUAUCGGCGGAGGAUGAGCGACGCCUUGAUGAUCAUGACAUCGAGAUGCAUGAGGACCACUUCAAUCUCGCGUCAAUGGCGUUCAAACGUCCUUUUGUGGAUUCCAGGACGAGCAGCUCGCAAUCAGUGCCCGUGGUCAAAAAACGCCCUCGACCACGCAGAAGGUAUCUUCCGACCUCCGAUGACGAGUACGGCCAUGACAACGGCGCCCACGACAAUGGGGAAAGCCAUGCGCACGACGAACACAUCGGGCGCAACAAGUACGACACGGCCAACAACGAGCACAACGAGCACAACGAGCUUGAUGAGCAUGACGACGAGCAUGACGGCAAGGACCGUGAGCCUGAACCUAUCUUCUCGGAUGAAGACGACGUUCGUCAAGCGAAAACUAAGCCCAGUGCCGCGCAAAAGCGUGCCGCCAAACAACAAAAAUUUCUUCAUGCGCUUCAAGAACGCCGGGUUCCCUCUGCAGCAAAAAUGACACACCCCACCAAUGCCCGGCAGCGUGCAGAUGGAGACACGCAAAUCGUCACCGAUCGGGACACGGACGCGUUCAAUCUAGCUUUCCGGGCGAAGCUGAGCAAGUUGAAGCUCAAAUCAUCGUCGAAGAGCAAGGACGUCGGCUCUCAGAACGACGACUCGGCGUACGCACGCCGCAAGGGACGCCAACCGGAAGAGUAUUCCGAAGACGAGAGUCUCCCCCAAGGUUUCGACGAUGACGACGUUCAUGCUGACCCCGACGUUACCCUUCGCCGCAUCAAGGAACGCUCGGCAACGGGAUACCAUAUCCAAGCCGACUGCUACGACCUUGAUGGCGAACUACUCUAUGAACAAGACACCCCAGGACCAAGUCGGAUCCCCGCUCGUCAUGUCGACUUCCGCACGCGUGGCAACAUCUGCACGCCAGUCGCCGUCGUCCUCGUCCUCGUCUGUGGCACGUGUGUCGCCGUCGUCCGCUCGUGCGUCAACAUCUGCAUGAGCAUCGAACUCUGCACGACGUACAUCAACGUCAGCACGAGCCUCAAACUCCCCUCGUAG